Molecule: messenger RNA, 1427 nt
Organism: Ziziphus jujuba (common jujube)
Lineage: Eukaryota; Viridiplantae; Streptophyta; Magnoliopsida; Rosales; Rhamnaceae
Product: vignain
Exons: 4
Coding region: 138-1217 (359 amino acids)
Cellular component (GO): lysosome
Molecular function (GO): cysteine-type endopeptidase activity
Source: RefSeq, a predicted model, not a curated record
AAAAAGGCCUGCAUUCGCAUGACAAAAUCCAAACAGCUCGGUCUCUCAUAUUUCUCAAAACUCAUUAACUUUCUUCCAUAUAUGUGCCCACAACGAGACUUUUGCAAUUUUUCCUUCGUUUAGAGAAUCCUACAACAAUGGAUAUGAGGAAGUUUUUCCUGGUUGCUUUUUCACUGGCUCUGGUUCUGGGGCUGGCUGAGAGCAUUGAUAUCCAUGACAAAGAUUUGGCUUCUGAAGAGACUCUUUGGGACUUGUACGAGAGGUGGAGGAGCCAACAUACAGUUUCCAAAGACCUCAAAGAGAAGCAUACUCGUUUCAAUGUGUUCAAGAUGAAUGCAAAGCAUAUCCACAAGGUUAACCGGAUGAACAAGCCUUACAAGCUGAAGCUGAACAAGUUUGCUGACAUGACUAACCAUGAGUUCGUAAGCUCCUAUGCCGGUUCCAAGGUUAGCCACUACAGGAUGUUACAUGGUGAUCGAAAAGCUACAUGCUUCAGGCAUGAAGAGACCAAUAAUCUUCCACCAUCUGUCGAUUGGAGGAAGAAAGGUGCAGUCACUGGGGUGAAAGACCAAGGCAGAUGUGGUAGUUGCUGGGCGUUUUCAACUGUAGUUGCAGUAGAGGGUAUCAAUCAAAUCGAAACAAAGGAGCUGGUUUCCUUAUCUGAACAAGAAUUGGUAGACUGUAACAAAGACAACCAAGGUUGUAAUGGAGGAUUGAUGGAAACUGCUUUCGAGUUCAUAAAGCAAAACGGUGGCAUAACAACAGAGAAUAGCUAUCCCUACACUGCCAAAGAUGGUUCUUGUGACUCGUCCAGGAUAACGAAUUCUCCUUUGGUUAUCAUCGAUGGACACGAAAUGGUACCUGAAAACGAUGAGAAUGCUCUGAUGAAAGCUGUUGCAAACCAACCAGUAUCUGUUGCUCUCGAUGCUGGUGGUAAGGACUUUCAGUUCUACUCAGAGGGAGUAUUUACAGGAGACUGUGGAACAGAACUGAAUCAUGGGGUGGCAAUUGUGGGUUAUGGGGCAACUUUAGAUGGGACAAAAUACUGGAUAGUAAAGAACUCUUGGGGAGCUGAAUGGGGAGAGAAAGGUUAUAUAAGGAUUCAACGUGGAAUCGAUGCAGAAGAAGGGUUGUGUGGAAUUGCAAUGGAGGCCUCAUACCCCAUUAAAUCAUCCCCUAACAACACCAAAAGAACCUCUUUCAAGGAUGAACUCUAAUACUAUGCAUCUAGUUUUGUCAAAUUUUCCGUUCCAGUUUAGUUCAUUAUGGUACGAAGAUUUAAGCUUUUGUUUUUGUCUAUGUAGAAGCAUGAAUCUUACUCUCUCUCGCACUAGGUGUUUACGAAGAGUUUGGAAUAAUUUUAUAAACGUUUUUGUUUGAUUUGAUGUCUCAAAAGCAUAAUAAUAAAGAAGUUUGAAUUUCCAUGA